AGUGAGCCCCGGCCUGAGACCACCUUACCGCGGGACGCUCCCGCCCUCCUCGGGAGACAUAAAUGCUGACUCCACUCCCAAAGUUCCCAGCUGCGAAGUUUGCUCUUUCGGCUGCUGCGGCGAAGGAAGCUUGGGGACCCCUCCCGCGCUGGGACUUUUGCUCCCUGCAUUCCAGCCCCCACUUUCGCGCUCCGCCAAGCAAGGGCCUGUGGCUGCGGAUUUUUAAUCUCGCCCCAGCACAGAAACUAGCUGUUCCAAAGAGAGCGGGUUAACCGAGAAGAUGUGGAAGGUGCCGGUUCUGCUGUUGGUUUUGGGAAGAGCAUCGCUCUGGUUUUUGGCAGAAGGAGCCAUCACAGUCCGGCCAGAAGAUGACAUUAGAACUCAAGGUGUGGAAGAUGGCAUGGUGACCCCAGGUGCCAGUGAAGAUCCCUAUCAGUCUGUUGACUGGACAGCUUUGGUGCCCACAAGUACAAAGAGCACAGUCACACGUAUAGAGGACCUGCCAACUUCAGAAAGCACAGUCCAUGCCCAAGAAGAAAGCCAGAGCACCACAGCCUCGAAUAUGGCCACUAGUCACUCCAUGGGAGACACACAAACAACAAUUGAGAAAGAUGGCUUGGCGACAGGCACCCUGAUUGGAAUCACUGUCGGGGUCUUACUAGCCAUCGGAUUCAUUGGUGGGAUCAUCAUUGUGGUUGUGCGAAAAAUGUCGGGAAGGUACUCGUAAGUAAAUAACUUACACCCAUGUGAUAGGU
This is a messenger RNA of Pteropus alecto (black flying fox), 755 nucleotides long. RefSeq names its product podoplanin (gene PDPN). Gene Ontology annotation, cellular component: basolateral plasma membrane; filopodium; lamellipodium. Gene Ontology annotation, molecular function: chemokine binding; protein-folding chaperone binding; signaling receptor binding. Lineage: Eukaryota; Metazoa; Chordata; Mammalia; Chiroptera; Pteropodidae. The record is from RefSeq and is a predicted model, not a curated record. The coding region runs from base 281 to 727 and encodes 148 amino acids. Gene Ontology annotation, biological process: positive regulation of platelet aggregation; positive regulation of epithelial to mesenchymal transition; regulation of substrate adhesion-dependent cell spreading. The transcript has 5 exons.